Vanrija pseudolonga is the source of this 2426-nucleotide messenger RNA. It is a transcript of the gene Rraga, whose product is annotated as Ras-related GTP-binding protein A. The coding region runs from base 51 to 1220 and encodes 389 amino acids. The record is from RefSeq and is a predicted model, not a curated record. NCBI's taxonomy places the organism in Eukaryota, Fungi, Basidiomycota, Tremellomycetes, Trichosporonales, Trichosporonaceae. Gene Ontology annotation, biological process: negative regulation of autophagy; cellular response to starvation. Gene Ontology annotation, molecular function: GTPase activity; GTP binding. The transcript has 7 exons. Gene Ontology annotation, cellular component: nucleus; Gtr1-Gtr2 GTPase complex; fungal-type vacuole membrane.
AUCUCUUUCGCAGCUCCGCUCACCACUGCAGCGCAUACCACAACUUCAUCAUGUCGUCGGCGUCACGGAGAAAGGUGCUCCUCAUGGGCAAGAGCGGCAGCGGCAAGACGUCGAUGCGCUCCGUCAUCUUCUCAAACUACACGGCCAAGGAUACUCGCCGUCUCGGUGCAACGAUUGACGUCGAGCAGUCGGCCGUGAGACUGCUGGGCUCUCUCGUCCUCAACCUGUGGGACUGCGGAGGCCAAGAUGCCUUCUUAGACAACUACCUCGUCGCGCAGCGCGAUACCAUCUUCACCAACGUCGCGGUCCUGAUCUACGUGUUCGACAUCACGAGCUCCGAGUGGGAAAAGGACGUGCACUACUUCGAGGACAACCUGCAGGCUCUGCGCGAGAACUCGGCCGACGCAGGCAUCUGGGUGCUCAUCAACAAGAUGGACCUGGUCGACAAGGAGGACCCCAAGCGGCUCAUGUAUGCCGAGCGCCGGGCCGAGAUUCUCGCCAUGAACGAGCGGCUGUCGGCCGGCGUGGACAACGCCGGGCCGUGCAGGAUCUUCCCGACGAGUAUUUGGGACGAGUCGCUGUACAAGGCGUGGUCGUCCGUCAUCCACUACCUCAUCCCCAACAUCAAGCUCAUCACCGAGCACCUGACCUACUUCCGGGACCUGACCAAGGCGGCCGAAGUCGCCGUGUUCGAGGGCGAGACGUUCCUCGUCAUGGCCAAGUCUGGCUCGCCGCUCGACGCGGCCGAGGUCGAGCUCGACGAGUGGGAGAGCGAGCGCGGCGUCGGCCGCCUGGAUCGGCAGCGCUUCGAAAAGGUGUCCGAGAUCAUCAAGAGCUUCCGCCGGACGUGCCAGCGCACGGGGGAGCAGUUCCUCGGCUUCGAGGCCGACUUUGACGGAUGUGUCGUCGUGCUCGAGCCGCUCACGCGCAACACGUUCAUGCUGGUCAUUACGACCGACCCGAGGCUGACCGCAUCGAUGGUCAAGUACAACAUCUCGCAGAGCACGAUCCACUUCGUCGAGGUCGGCUUAACCGUCAGCACGUUCCACCGCAAGUGCUCAAUAUGCCGCGACACGGUCAAGAAGUACAUGCCCCACGCCGUGUACGAUGUCGAGGGCGACGACGACCCCAACGUGGUCGCGUGGGACGACGUGCCCGUUGAGUCGGACGUCAAGCCGGCCAACGGCACAGGGUCGCACACGCCCGCGAGCCAGAGCUAGGAGGUUGCAUAAUGUACAGUAUAUUUGUAGCUGCGUGCGUACGCGUAUUACAUGGGAGGCAGCCGGCGUGGCGCCAUGACAACAGUGGCUCGCGUCGUCGUCGCACUACUUGAACUCUGCGAACAGCGACGCAAACUCGUCGCCGUCAACCUGCGGCAUCUGGUCAUCGAAAUUAAAGUCGUCAAAGUUGAUGUCGCCCAUACCGCCCUGGUCGCCGAGGUUGGUGUCGUCGAAGGUGACUGUCGCGGUGGCGUCUGGGGCGGGUUGUGGUGCAGGAACGGGGUCUGGUAGUGACGAGACGACGGGCUCGGGGGCUGGUACGGGGGCUGUCGGCUGUGACGACUGCUCGACUGGCGCUGGUGGCUCGGGCACCGGCGGGGCAGUGAGGUCGCCACCAGCGAGCAGCGCGUCGAGGUUGAGAUCGCCGCCCGCGUCGUCGGCGGGUGCCGUUGUGCCUGCGUUGUCCGUGCCAGCUGCUCCGCCAUCCCCGCUACCCGACACCUCGCCGAGGGCAGCCAAUCCGCCGUCGUCGCCACCACCAUUUCCACCCCCAAACAGCCCCUCGAGCGCCUCGAGGUCCAGGUUGGACAGGUCCAUGUCGGCCGGGUCAAACGUAAAGUCGAACGUGCUGUCCCCCGCAGGCGCAGUGGGCGCUGGAGGCGCCUGGCUGGGCGUCGCAUCAGGCGCCGGGGUGGCCUGCUGCGCGCCUGCAGACGGCGUCGGCGCGGCCUGCGCCGCUGGCGUACCGUUUCCUUCGAGCGUCGCCAGCAGCUUGGACGUGUUGGGCGUCAUGGCGAACACAUCGCCCGGCGUCCCGGCGGCCUGCUGCUGCGCAUCCAUGCCGUUCGCGCCAGAGAUGAUGGCGUUGAGCUCGUCCAUCCCCAGGUUGGAGAGGUCAAUGUUGCCGUCGGGGAACAUGAGCCCCUCGGGGAAGACGUUCUCCUGCACUGGCUGAGCGGGAGCCGUCACAGCUGGCGGGUGAGCGUUCUGCGAGAGGAAGGACGUCGACGACAAGGGGAUGGGAGACGACACGUUUGGCGUGUGCGUCAGGUGCGCGGGCAGCGCCGAGGCCGGCGACGGCGUGGGUAUCGGCGGCGGGGCGAGCGCUGCAGGUGGCCGCAAGCGCGCGUUGAACUUGUCCGGCGCCGCGGCAUACUCCACAUUCUGCGCCUGAUGGUCAGACAGCGCCCCACGCGCUCCACUCAC